This is a messenger RNA of Microplitis demolitor, 1182 nucleotides long. RefSeq lists its product as uncharacterized. The record is from RefSeq and is a predicted model, not a curated record. Lineage: Eukaryota; Metazoa; Arthropoda; Insecta; Hymenoptera; Braconidae. The transcript is spliced from 9 exons. Gene Ontology annotation, molecular function: olfactory receptor activity; odorant binding. Bases 1 to 1182 code for a protein of 393 amino acids. Gene Ontology annotation, cellular component: plasma membrane. Gene Ontology annotation, biological process: detection of chemical stimulus involved in sensory perception of smell; sensory perception of smell.
AUGGACGUUUUUGAUAGCAUGCACUGGAGAACAACAAAGAAACUGCUGUCUGCGAUAGGAUUGUGGCCUUUUCAGCCGGUUAUUCAACGAAUAGUAGUCGGAGCUUUCGUUUAUUUUAUUAUACAGAGUAUUUUUAUAUGUGUGUUUUUGAAAUUGGUUGUGGCGUGGGGGAAUUUGGCUGAGACGCUUUACAGUGUGCCAAUACUUGUCUACUUUUCGAUGAUUCAAGUCAAAAUAACUAACUGUCAUUUGAAUUUACAUAAGGCUAAAUAUUUACUAUUACGAGUUAAAAAAGACUGGGAAUCAAAAUUAGAAGAUUCUGAAUUUGAAAUAUUACGUAAUGAUGGACGUAUCCAUAAAAUAAUAAUGGAUGUUUACUUUAGUGGAUUAAUUUGCGUAGCGACUGUGUACAUCGUACUGCCAUUAAUGUCACCUCUUCUCGACAUAAUCAUUCCCCUGAAUGAAACUAGGGAAAGAAUAUUACCCUAUCCAGCAGAAUACUUUAUAGACAUCCAAAAAAAUUUUUUCAUGCUCUACCCUCACGGAGCGAUAGUAACUCCCAUAGCUUUGACAGUUCUCGUAGGAUUUGAUUCACUCUACGCAGGUUUUGUUCAGCAUGCCUGCAGCAUGUUUACUAUCAUUGGAAGACGCCUAGAGAAUUUGACUGUGGACAGAAAUAAUAUCGAUGAAGAAAAAAAUUCCCUGAAUGAACAUCGUGGUCUCCAGUCAUUUAUUACUUGUGUUAAAAUGCAUAAAGAUAUUUUACAGUUUGUAAAACUUGUAGAAAAAUACUACUCUAAUUAUUUUUUUGUGCUACUUGGCGUUAUUGUGGUCGGCUUAAGCGCUACAGGUUUUCAAUUUGUAGUUUUGUUAAGUGGAAUAGGUGAAAAAGUACGUUGUCUUUGGUACGCGAUGGGCCAAGUGACUCACUUAUUUUUUUUGAGUUAUGUCGGUCAAAAGUUAAUAGAUCACAGUCAAGUUAUCAACGAGUCGCUAAGUGCCGCCAAGUGGUACGACUAUCCUCAAAAAAUGAAACCGAUAAUUAUUUUAAUGCUGAUGAGAGGCAAAAGAGUAUCGACAGUAUCGGCUGGUAAAAUUUAUGUCAUGUCAAUCGAAAAUUUCAGUUCCGUAAUAAAAGCUUCAAUGUCAUACUUUGCCGUUCUUACAUCUAUGGAGUCAUAA